UCAGAAGUUCUAAAUUUAUUAAGCAGAGUCCAACCGGACAAUGAAGAGUUUAGUGCUUUGUUUAGUAGUCGUAGUCGUUUUUGGUAGCUGCCUCAAACUUCCUUCCAGUUUUAAAAAAUGUGAUAGAAGAAGUACUAAUUUCAACCAGUGUUUGAGCAAAUCUAUUCACGGUGCUCUUACAUCAUUAGAAAAACCGCUAAAAUCGCAUGGUUUACCAAGUUUGCACGAUGUUCUGUUCCCACCUGCCUUUGGUUUCGAAAUUGGAAAUAGUACUUACGGUUUGAAACAAAAAUGUGGUAAUCUCAGGCUUUUCGGUUUGUCAAAUCCCGAAAAUGUAGCUGCAAGAAUGAAUUUCGGUCCGGUAGUCAGUACUUUAACAGUAGAGACUACUUAUUCUGAACUCAAGUGGACUGCUGAAUGGGAAGUUCAAGGUACCAUGGUUCUUCUACCUUUAAACGUCGUAACAGCGGUUGAGGCAAUUUUGGUUGAGCCCGUACUUACCAUAAUUUUUGAUUUAGAAGAGUACGAAAAAGGUGGUACCCACUUUAGGGUGGCGGGUACUGGAAUCGAUUUACAAGCACGAGAUUUUGUUAUUGAUUAUAAACGGUUGUUCUCCAAUGAACGUCUGAAUCGUGAAUUUAAUUCUGCGUUGGUGGAAAAGAGUUCUGAAAUAUUUGCAAUGUUUAAGCACCUAGAAAAGAUCUAUGCACCUGCUUUUGGUUCUAUGCUUAAUGGAUUUUUGGAAAAAGUACCCGUUGCUGAGCUUUUUGACGGGUAAUUUUUGAUUUGGUGUAAAGUUCCCGUGACGUGAAAGUGACCUCUUAAAAUAACAUUUUCUCAUUUCUGUCAAGCGGUACCUAAUUAAAAUUAGCAGUUAUAUAAA
This is a messenger RNA of Zophobas morio, 883 nucleotides long. RefSeq lists its product as uncharacterized. The transcript has 4 exons. The record is from RefSeq and is a predicted model, not a curated record. NCBI's taxonomy places the organism in Eukaryota, Metazoa, Arthropoda, Insecta, Coleoptera, Tenebrionidae. The coding region runs from base 41 to 778 and encodes 245 amino acids.